AUAAUAUGUCCUAUAUCGUGUGUUAGUAUGUGUGUAUAACAGUCGAUAUCGUCGGAAACUGGACAAUGUGAUUUCUUACGGAUGUACAUGUACAGGCAAGCACGUGAUAUAUCAAUGGGGAAUGAGUAUGAUAUCGAUAAUAGGCUGACAUACCUUAGUGACAUGGUAUGACGGACAUUACCAGACGUGUAGACGUGGAUCGAUACACACGAACAGGUCUUUACUUAUACCUGCAUCUUGAAGACAUGGUGUGAUAUGGCCAGAACCUGGACGUACCGCUACCAGUGAUAGAAACACUCGAUAUAACCUGCUGUAGUGGUUUGAUCAGUAGUAACAUAAUAUACACAGAUAACACAGACUGGGGUCAAAUGCUUGGUCCAGAAGGAAUUUCAAAAUAGUGUUAUCAUUCAUGAAAUGUCACAGAUGUAGGGUAUCAACGACGGCCGGUUCUAUCUCUCUCACGGAACCAUUUCUACAAGGGGUUCCGCACCUAUAAUUUAAUAUUUGCAUUUCGUAAUCAGGACAACACUUGAGACCAAUCCAAAGCGUUUAACCUUCCGAUAAAGAUUGGAUCUGUGUUUAUAGCAGUAACGUAUUUAUUGGUUUGAUAUGGUAAUAAAGAGGAGUCUGCACCUACAAUGUGUUGAGUCUCAAGCAGUGACGUAAAACCUCGCGCCAAAAUGGAUACCCACAAAAACUCAAUCUCGCGCACCGUGUCAAGGGACACAAUAAGUGAUGGCUCCGAGGAACCACUAGUGUCACAACUUUUAACCAAUGGAAAAGCAAGCGUUGUGGUGGACGUUGACGUUUUACCAGAGAAAAAAAGAUCUUCUGAACGUGAACCUACGUUAAUAACGGACACGUUCGGACAACUGUUGGACUACUGCUCCGACACUUUGGACUCGUGUAGAUCAGCGACACAACGCUGGUUCAAUGACGCCAUUUUCAUCGCUCUUGUCGUUGCAUAUAUCAUUUACAUCGCCUUUAUCAUCGUGUUUGACACCUCGACCGCGUUCUGGACAUGCGUGGACUUGGUUCUCGUCUUCUUGGCCGUUGUACACAGGUUCUGGGGGAUCGCAACCCUACUGAGUCACGUGACAACACCUCUUCUUGAAAUCCGUAGACGACACUGUUUCUUCAGUCAGAAACGACGGACUUUGGCGGGAAAGCUUUUCACAGCGCUCCUGUUCGUGGCCAUAGGGGUAUACUUGGUAUUGGACCUUUAUGAAGAGCCGGAGAGACUGAUCCCCCUCGGAGGCCUCCUUCUGUUCUUAGUCAUCAUGUUCGUCACGUCCAAGGCCCCGUCAAAGGUACAGUGGCGGGCGGUACUGUGGGGCCUGCUGCUGCAGUUCCUGAUGGGUAUCGUGAUCUUACGAUGGCCCCCGGGCUACAGGGUGUGUAAAAUGAUGGGAGACGCAGUGGCGAAGUUCCUCUCAUUCACCGACUACGGCUCCAAGUUUGUGUUCGGAGACAAAAACUAUACUAUGCACGUCGUGGCGUUCAAGAUUCUGCCGGUGGUGGUGUACUUCAGUGCCGUGGUGUCUAUCUUGUACUACUGGGGAGUAAUGCAGAUCGUCAUUAAGGGACUGGCCAAACUGUUCCAGUACACCAUGAAGACCACAGCCGUCGAAUCCUUCGCCACGGCGGCCCAUAUCUUCAUCGGACAGGUAGUAUCUACUGUGGCCCUGAAGCCGUUCCUCCGGGAUCUCACAUUGUCUGAGCUCAACGCCGUGAUGACGUCAGGGUUUGCUACCGUGGCGGGAACAGUCAUCGCCGCCUACAUCGAGUUCGGGGUUCCAGCCGAGCACGUGAUUACGGCGUCAUUCAUGUCAGCCCCGGCUGCAUUAGCAGUGAGUAAACUCAACUGGCCGGAAACGGAAGUACCGCAAGGAGACGAGAAGGAUAUCUACGUAAAACUUAAUGUCGGGAACGAACACAACGUAAUGGAGGCAGCCUCGGCUGGUGCUUUGACGGCUAUCAAACUUAUCUCCUACGUCACUGUUAACCUCAUCGCCUUCAUCUCACUCCUCGCCUUCCUAGACUAUUUCUUGUCCUUCAUGGGAUCACGUGUCGGUCAUCCAGAGGUCACGUUCCAGUUCCUGUGUUCGUACACAUUCAUGCCCUUAGCCUUGGUGAUGGGCGUUAGAUGGCAGGACUGCGGCAAGGUAGCGGAGCUCAUAGGCAAGAAAAUAUUCAUCAACGAGUUUCUGUCCUUCGCCGAUCUCGGGACGAUGAUCAAGAACGAUGAAAUCAACGAACGUUCUGUUGUGAUAGCUACCUACAUCCUGUGCGGGUUCGGCAGUAUAGCAGCCAUGGGGAUCAAUCUCGGUGCGUUUACCGCUGCGGACCCCAGCAGACAAAAAGACUACGCAAAAGGCAUGCUCAGGGCAAUGAUUGGCGGGAAUGUCGCGUGUUUCAUGACCGCGUGCGUUGCAGGUAUACUAUACCAGGGAAAUCCGUUACAGAACUUAAACCUUAAUGUUACCACCACCGUAAACUCCACCUUCGUGAACGGUUCCUCACUUGGCACCAGUAUACCAAUGUUCAAUGGUUCGUUCUUGUCCAACAGUUCCUCGGUGUUCACUAAUUCGACGUUAGGUAAUAUGCUUAAUGGUACAUUAUGAUGACGUCAAUUUCGUAGUUGUUUGCUGGCGGAAUUAUUUGUAUGGUAACUUUAUAUAUAUCAGUGUGUUGUGAUAAGUUUUUGUGGUGGGCUUAUUACAAGUCAUAUACAAGAGAUCGAGACAACAUUAUUACGUUGAUUAGAAGGCGUACCAGAUAGGCCUAUAUAUGCAAGAAUAAUCGUAAAAUUUACCGCCGGCUCCAUACUCAUUAAACCAUACUCAUGCUCAGAUCCUGUUUUCAAGAUCAAAUUGGUGCUGCCCUCUAAGGAGAAUCUUAAUAAUAUAGAAACGAAAGUGGUGAGUUUCAGCUUAGCUUUAAUGAAUCAGUAUUAUGUUGUAGAUUACGUUGCUAGCUUUACAUGUAAACAUAUUUUUUAUAAAGAAUUGAGCACAAGUGAUGACCAUUCUUAAACGCCAUAGUGAUUGCAUGCAUUAAAGUAGCAAGUCAUAUAUAUAUUACAUGAAAUCCAACUAUUUCAACGAAGGUGAUCAAUGAGUUGUCAUUGUAUCCAGAGUAAAUGAAAGUUAUGCUUGUUAAAGAGUAUUUGUAUCAUUAGCCGUGUGUGAGAGAAUCACCUUUGAAUUAGUUUAACUUUGUGUAAGGGUUGUAUUUGUUAUAGUUAAACUGUUUGCAAGAUGAUUUAAAAAAAAAGAUAUCUGGUCAUUUAAGUUAGAGAAGUUUUUGUAAGAGGUUUGCACAAGUAACAAAAUUCUGUGUGGAUUGAUUGCAUUUGUAACAGUAUAUGUAGAACGAAUGGUAGAAGGUUUGUAAGAAAAUUGCAUUUCUGUCAGUAUUCCUGGUCGGUGGUAGAGCAAUGGAUCUUUGUGUCGGAGAAUGUAUGUUUCAACAGAAUGUGUGUGUUAAUUGUAGAGCUCUAUGUAAGAGGUUGGAGCAGGAAGAUAAUCAUGGCCAGGAAGUCAUAUAGAUUCAUUAUACAACUUAUAUAAAAUGUACCUAAAGCUUUAACAAUCAAUGUGUUGUGUAGUUUAUUAGUGUAUGUGUUGAGACACUUUUGUCUCAGAAGAGACAAUGCCAAAGAUUUCCUGCAUUUUGUCAAAAAAAUUUGCCUUUAGUUAUCGACUUAAUUUCAAAUGACAUAGUUAAGUUAGGGUCAAUUAAGUAAUUUGGGGUACAAGUGAUAAUAAUGACCUUAAAUUCAGAUUCUACAUUUGGGUUAGUUUAGUUAGGGGUUAAUUAAGUAAUUCGUGUACAAGUGAUAAUAAUGACCUUAAAUUCAGAUUCUACAUUUGGGUUAGUUUAGUUAGGGUCAAGUAAGUAAUUCGUGUACAAGUGAUAAUAAUGACCUUAAAUUCAGAUUCUACAUUUGGGUUUAGUUAGGGCCAAUUAAGUAAUUCGUGUACUAGUGUAAUAAUGACCUUAAAUUCAGAUUCUACAUUUGGGUUUCAAUAGUGAGAGUAAGGAAAGACAACUCUGGGUAGAGAUUGGGAUAGAGCAAGAUCAGGGUUGUCAUUACGUCAUAAAAAUUGACAAAUUUCUGCAUUUUAUUGCUGUGGCUCAAAUAAGAAUGUACAAGGUACGACAUUGCUCCCUUGAUUUUGUUAUAUUGGCUCUACCUAUUUUACAAGUUGAGUGUUUGAUAAUGAAUAAAUACAGUAUGAAAAUACUUAUUUGUUUGGUCAUUAUUCAUCCAUGUUUUAGCUUGGACAGAAAUAAGUUGAUAUGCGUUCACUUCCCACAGCUCUAUGCUGUACACACAAUCCACUCUGCCGAAAUCUUGUCAUUUCUACCG
Mizuhopecten yessoensis (Yesso scallop) is the source of this 4375-nucleotide messenger RNA. RefSeq names its product solute carrier family 28 member 3-like. The transcript has 11 exons. Lineage: Eukaryota; Metazoa; Mollusca; Bivalvia; Pectinida; Pectinidae. The record is from RefSeq and is a predicted model, not a curated record. Gene Ontology annotation, cellular component: membrane. Bases 681 to 2624 code for a protein of 647 amino acids. Gene Ontology annotation, molecular function: nucleoside:sodium symporter activity. Gene Ontology annotation, biological process: nucleoside transmembrane transport.